AUGAGGAAGAGGGCCUGCGACUCAUGCUACCAGCGCAAGAUCCAAUGCGAUGCCGCCAGCCCGCGCUGCGACUGGUGUCGCCAUCACGACCUGCCCUGCACCUUUAACCGCCCAAUAUCGACCAGGCGGAGGGGCAAGGCAAAGAAGUGCGUGGCCAUGGAUGUACCUGUGGGCGAAACUGACAUUGGUAGGUCCGUGAAUGCCGUGGAGCGGGUCGAGGUUGAGCAGCCCGAGAUGGAGAUGGAAGACCCUGGGCCGCCUAUGCCCGUACCCGUACCCGUGGUCUUUGACACCGUCCCCUCGCCCCUGAGCUUGCCGGAUGCGCCUGUGAACUGGAGCGCGCCUUUUACGCCGUCCUCCACGGCCGACACCAACCCUUCCACCUACGGCUCCCCCAGCUCCAGUCUCGUGACCUCGCCCAGCUACCAGCUCUCGGAUCACUUUGCAGAAUCGCCUAUCCGUGCCGAGUCCCCCGCAUCCGUGCAGGGGCCAGCGUUUGGUAAGCUCCACUUCGCCGGCCGGCACCUCGGUGACAUUAGUCUCCACAACGGCAUCCCCUUCCUGUCGAGCGAGGGGCAGAAGUGGAUCGCCUCCCGGACCGGCGAGAGCGCUCCGCUCCAAACCCUCUCCGUAGCCCCACCCCGCCGCCACGGCGGCGUCCACCCAGCCUUUUGGUGCGCCAACACGGUUCACAGCGAGGGCAUGCCACUCCCGGACCGCCGUGUCGUCGAAGAGGCCCUGGACAUGUUCACCUCCAACCCUUUCAAGCGCAUCUGGCCCGCCGUAGACGGCAUCCUGUUCCGUCAGACCAUCGACGCCGCCUACGACACGGGCGCCGGCCGCUGUUCCCUCGAGGCUGUCGCCGCCCGCGCCUGCAUCUUUUCCUUUCUCGCCCUGCUAUCCCUGCACCACAUGUACCCCAAAUCCAUGCCCACGCUCGACAGCGAGGAGUGCGCCGUGCAGGCCCAGCAUCUGCUGCCCAAGGCUCUGUACCACCUCCUGCUCGGCCAGCUGCAAAAGGCCGCCGUCUUCCACUCGGUCGCCUGCCGCAUGAUGUUCACACUCGGGGCCAACACCGUCGUCGUGCCACCCUGGUCGUCCCUCGCCGGCCACGACUGGCGUGUCAAGAACCAGCUGCGCAAGCUCUUCUGGAUGGUCUACUGCAACGACAAGGAGAUCUCGCUGCGCACCGGCCAGCCCCCGUCCAUCAACGACGACGACUGCGACCUGACCCUUCCCCAGGGUUACCUCGAUUUCAAGUACGUCGAUGACAUACCCGAGUUUGAGCACCUGCUGCUCGACGACACCGCUGUCCCCCUGCUACCCGGUGACGUGCGCCUCGACAUCAUCAAGUCCCGCACGUACACGCUGCUCUACUCGGCCAAGGCCAUGCGCAAGUCCGACGCUGAGGUCAUCCGCGACAUCCGCCAGCUCGACGACGAGCUCGAGGCCUGGCGCCUCUCGGUGCCCGCCCGCUUCCGCCCGUCGCUCUCUCCGCGCGAGGAGCUGCCCCGGCCCGACCUGUCCGAACCGCGCCGUAUGGAGCGCUUCAUGAUCCACGUCGAGAUGGCCGUCUUUUACCCCAUCUCCGCCCUCUGGACCAUCUUUUGCAACAUCAUCUACAGCCCGCUCCAGCCCCUCGCCGACGCCGACCUCGAGCUGCUCAACGCGGCUCCGCAGCUCAUCCAAGAGAUGCGCCUCCGCCGCCUCGCCCGCGACGAGAUGACCCACAUGAAGAUGGUCGACGACUUUGUCGCCGAGCUCGCUCGCCUCGCCACCCGCGCCGUCCUCAAGGCCCGCGCUGAUGAGAGGGCUUUUCCUUGCUAA
This is a messenger RNA of Chaetomium globosum CBS 148.51, 1827 nucleotides long. RefSeq lists its product as uncharacterized. Gene Ontology annotation, molecular function: DNA binding; DNA-binding transcription factor activity, RNA polymerase II-specific; zinc ion binding. The coding region runs from base 1 to 1827 and encodes 608 amino acids. Gene Ontology annotation, biological process: DNA-templated transcription; regulation of DNA-templated transcription. NCBI's taxonomy places the organism in Eukaryota, Fungi, Ascomycota, Sordariomycetes, Sordariales, Chaetomiaceae. The record is from RefSeq and is a predicted model, not a curated record. The transcript has 4 exons.